This is a messenger RNA of Ilex paraguariensis (yerba mate), 793 nucleotides long. The record is from the annotation of a GenBank genome assembly. Lineage: Eukaryota; Viridiplantae; Streptophyta; Magnoliopsida; Aquifoliales; Aquifoliaceae.
GACAACCCCCCACUAACCUUUCUAAAUAUUUCAAUUCCACCCCCAUAUUUUAUAUAUAAUCCCCUAUAUAUACAUAUACAUACACACACAUGUACAGGUGACUCUCUCUCCCCCCCCUUCUCUCUCUCUCGCUCGCUCUUUUCGUCUUCUGCGGUGAUCAUUUUCUGUCAAGAAAUCUUUCUCGUUGUAAAUUCAUGUCGGAGAAGGGUCGGCCAUUGCCAAAGUUUGGUGAAUGGGAUGUGAAUGACCCUGCUUCAGCCGAAGGAUUUACUGUAAUCUUCAACAAAGCUAGGGAUGACAAAAAGAACGGUGGGAAGCCCGAGUCACCAACAAAGGCAGAACCUAAUACUAGGAAUGGAGUGGAUCCCAUGAAGCCUCCGGCUAAAAACUGGUUUUGCUGCAUGCAAACUCCACGUGCAGAAUCUUGAUAAGGUCAUCCCUGUUUUAAGAGCUCCUCCUAUAUUAUAAUCUAGCUUUAGGAGCUGUAGAGUGGUGAUGGGUCCUGCUUGGAAUCCAUUUUGUGUGCUGUAAAGUUACAGUUGUGCGAGGAAAGAGAAGAUGAAAGACAACAGAAACUUGGUUGUAUAUCUAUCGACUCAUUUGCUGGGUUAUUAUUAGAAGCUAAGUUCUUUUUGUUUGUCUAUACCGUUCUUGUGCUGUGGUCCCUGGAGCUUUUGCUUUUGGUUCUAUGUUUAAUUCCCCUCUUAAAAUUAUUGUCUUAUCUGGAUUAGUGGAGAGGUUUUGGCUUUACAAAUGUGCGGUUUUGGUUCUAUAACUAAGAAGUUCCCAAGUG